CACACAACAAUCUAAAAAGUAAAAACUAUUUUAUAUGAUGAAUGUUCUUGUCCAUAUUACAAUUCUGUGUUUAAAAUAUGAAAGAUUUGAUUCUGCAAUUUGUACUGCUUAAAAUUUUUUAAGGUCAUACUUUUUCUCACUCUUCUCCCCACCCACCUUUAUAUGCGUGUAUUCCUGCAACUGCUUACCUCUACACAUCAAAUUGUGCCAUAAUCUUCUAUCAACAUUACAGAACUUCUUCUCCUUUUCUUAAAAAGAAGAAUAAUGGGUGUGGACAUACAAGGUAAGCUUCGUUUAGCUCUUGGCUCAGUGAAAGAUCAUGCCUCUAUUGGCAAGGCCAUGAUGUAUCAUUACCAACAUGAUGGCUUUUCCAACAUAGAGAUUGCAGUGCUGCGUGCCACUGGCCAUGAUAAUGGCACCAUUGGUGACAGAUAUAUGCAUGAAAUCCUCUUUCUUGUGUCAAACUCUCCAGGCUCCAUUCCUUUUCUGGCUGAAAGGAUUUCACGUCGCUUAGGAAAAACUAAGGAUCAUGUUGUGGCCCUCAAGACUCUUGUCUUGAUUCAUCGCCUUCUUAGAGGGGGAAACAGGUCCUUUGAACAAGAAUUAUGCAAGGCACAUGUCUCAGGUCACCUACAGAUUAGUACAAGAUGUUUCACAAAGAGUUCUGAUCACCCUUCAGCUGGUUUUCUACACAAAUAUGCUGCUUAUCUUGAAGAGAGGAUGAGUUGGCUCAUCAACCAAGCAGGGAAACUUGAGCCUGUCAUGUCCAAAGGGUUAGAGUUUAGGCGCUAUGAUGAGAAAUCCUUUGAUAUGGCAUUCAGAACAUUGCCUAAAUGCCAAGUGCUUAUUGAUAAGGUGUUGGAAUGCUCACCACACGAUAUUUUGUGCUCAGAUCAUAGCCUGGCUCAAGCUGCCAUGAGCAACACCUUGAGAGAAAGUUUCCAAGUUUAUAUGACAUUUUCUGAAGGCAUUGCAGCUCUUGUGAACAUGUUCUUUGAUCUAACAGAAUCAGCCAGAGGCCUAGCCUGUGAAAUACUCAAGACAGCUUCUCUCCAGAGCCAAAAGCUUCAUGAUCUGUAUGAAAGUUGCAAAUAUGUGGUUGAAAACAAGAACUUGGAUUACCCUUCUGUUCAAAUCAUCAGUAUGAGUCAUAUAGUGGCACUGGAACAACUUGGUAGUCAACAAAAUGAACUUGCAACUUCACAUGUCUCUCUAUCUAGCAUCUCAAGGCCACCUCCAAUUUCAGGCCACUUGACAAAAUCAAAAGAGAUGAUAGAGUUGGAAGUGGCAGCAGAAGAAAACAAAAGGAACGAAGAGAAAAUUGAUGUAAACCUGUCACCAACCCCAACUCUUUUUUCAUGGACACUAGAGACUAAAAUAAGCAUGGUGUGGGUGGUGUUUGAAGAUGAAGUUCCCAAUGAAUCACAGGUUCUUCCAGCACAGCAAAAGCUUGGAACUGUUGAUGCUGUUGCUGAUAUAAAAAGUGAAUAUGGUAGGCCUAGUAGUGUGUUCCUGAAUCCAUUUUCAUCUACUUUUCAAACAAGCAUGUCUUCAAAGGUAUGAGCUUUGCCGAAUCAACAAGGUUGAAUGAGUUCUUCAAUGGUUUUGGUAAACUGAAUAAUACUGUCCAAUCAUUUUCCCUGUUUUACACCAUGUUGUGAAGGAAAAGUAAAUGGUGCUAUAGCUUCUGCAUACUACAUAAAGAACUGUAAUAUGUGAGUAAAUGUUGCUGUGAGAAACAUGGGGAAAAAGUGUUAGAAGAGUACUAAUAUAGAAUAGGUUAUUUUCAGACAUGUAUAAUAUUGUUUUCAUAUUUUGAUUGUUUUCUGUAGGUACAAAUGUUUUAGGUAAUUCAACAUAAAAGAGAGGGAGGAAAUUAUUACUGUCAUCUUUUGUGGGUGAUGUUUGAGUUUGGUGUUAUUUUUUGUUUGUUCAGUUACUUUCACUGUA
Messenger RNA from Vigna umbellata (rice bean), 1950 nucleotides. RefSeq names its product ENTH/ANTH/VHS superfamily protein. Gene Ontology annotation, molecular function: phosphatidylinositol-4,5-bisphosphate binding; clathrin heavy chain binding; 1-phosphatidylinositol binding. NCBI's taxonomy places the organism in Eukaryota, Viridiplantae, Streptophyta, Magnoliopsida, Fabales, Fabaceae. Gene Ontology annotation, cellular component: clathrin-coated pit; clathrin-coated vesicle. The record is from RefSeq and is a predicted model, not a curated record. Gene Ontology annotation, biological process: clathrin coat assembly; vesicle budding from membrane; clathrin-dependent endocytosis.